Messenger RNA from Octodon degus (degu), 2673 nucleotides. RefSeq names its product RELT, TNF receptor (gene Relt). Gene Ontology annotation, molecular function: protein binding. NCBI's taxonomy places the organism in Eukaryota, Metazoa, Chordata, Mammalia, Rodentia, Octodontidae. The record is from RefSeq and is a predicted model, not a curated record. The transcript is spliced from 11 exons. Gene Ontology annotation, biological process: apoptotic process; amelogenesis. The coding region runs from base 305 to 1603 and encodes 432 amino acids.
GGCCUGUCCAGCCAGUUAGAGGAAGGGUCUGAAUGUGGUGGAGAGAGGAGUGCUGGGCUUCCAGCAGCAGGGCCUUACUACCACUUAGUGUGGGAAGGAAGAGGAGAGCAAGAGGGCCUGCAGGGCACCCCGCCUCCUAUGUGCCACCAGCACUGCUUCCCUGCCACAGGGAGCCCUGCCCUUCUGGCCUGGGUCAAAGGAGGUGGAAAGCUGAGAGCCCUGCCCCAAGCCCAGCUUCCUGCAGGAGGGGGCACUGAGCUGAGGUUUGAUCUCAAACUGCCAGUGACUGUGCUGGGCCCUGAAGAUGAAGCUGAGGCCACUGUGCUGCCCUCUGUCCUGCCUCUUUGCGCUGCUGUCCAGGGCUUUGGCCACUCCAACAUCAGCAACCCUGUGGCAGUGCCCUCCUGGGGAAGAGCCUGACCUGGAGCUCAGCCAGGGCAUGCCAUGCAGGUCCUGCCCCCCAGGCACCUUCUCAGCCUCCUGGGGCUCUAGCCCAUGCCAGCCCCAUGACCGCUGCAGUCUUCAAAGGAGGCUGGAGGCCCAGGCUGGCACUUCAACUCAAGAUGCGCUGUGUGGAGGCUGCCAGCCUGGGUGGUUUGAGCCUGAGGGGAACCCUCCUGUUCCAUGUCAGCCUUGUUCCUGGGCACCUCUGAGUAUUCAUGGCUGCGAUGAGUCGGGGCGGCGUUCCCGACGUGGCGUGGAGGUGGUAGCAGGAGCUGGUAGUGGCAGCAGCAGUGAGACGAGGCAGCCUGGAAACGGCACACGAGCAGGUGACCCUGAAGAGACGGCUACGCAGUACGCGGUGAUUGCCAUUGUGCCCAUCUUCUGCCUCAUGGGGCUGCUGGGCAUCCUGGUGUGCAACCUACUCAAGCGGAAGGGCUACCACUGCACAGCCCACAAGGAGGUCGGGCCCACUCCUGGCAGUGGAAGCAGCGGGAUCAACCCUGCCUACCGGACUGAUGACACCAACGAGGACACUAUUGGCAUCCUGGUGCGCCUGAUUACAGAGAAGAAGGAAAAUGCAGCAGCCCUGGAGGAGCUGCUGAAGGAAUACCACAGCAAACAGCUGGUGCAGACGAGCCACAGGCCUGUGCCCAGGCAGCUGCCGGCUUCCCCCCGUGUGCCGCACAUCUGCCCACAUCGCCACCACCUCCACACUGUGCAGGGCCUGGCCUCACUCUCUGGCCCCUGUUGCUCCCGAUGUAGCCAGAAGAAGUGGCCUGAAGUGCUGCUGUCCCCUGAGGCAGCGGCUGCCUCCACUCCAGCUCCCAGCCUCCUGCCCAACCUGGCCAGGGCUCCCAAGACUGGAGCCAAGGCAGGACGUCAGGGCGAGAUCACUAUCUUGUCUGUGGGCAGAUUCCGAGUGGCUCGAAUUCCUGAGCAGAGGACAAGCUUAGUGGCCUCAGAAGUGAAGACCAUCACAGAAGCUGGGCCUUCUGUGGAUGAUCUCCCUGACACCCCACAACCUGGACUCCUUCCUGAGCAGCGGGCCCUAUUGGGAAGUGGUGAAAACCAUACUAAGUGGCCAAAACCCUCAGUGGAAAACAAGGUUGAGGAGAACCGCUAUGUGGUCCGGCUCAGUGAGAGCAACCUGGUCAUCUGAGGGGCUGUAUAGUCUGAGGAUACUCAGCUUUGCCCUGGGAGGUCCCCAGGAUUUCCAGGAGGAGGCAGAGCUGCAGCUGGGACUGUGAGGACCAAGAAGCAAAUGACCCAGCAGGCACAGUAGCAAAGGUCACAGCCUGAGGUGGGACCGUCCGCCCCAGUGAGGAGGCAGUCAGCGGGCACUGUGCAGCAGAUUGAGAGCCUUGCCCCGUCCCUGUUGCCCCAGUCCCUCGCCUGCAGGCUGCCCUAACCCUGGGCCUGCCCUGACCACAUCCUGGGAGCCCACUGCCUUCUUGGGGCCACAGGGGUCUAGGCUGGGUGGAGGGGUGGUGCCUGUACCUGAUGCCCCAGACCCACCCCUGGGUGACGGGCCCUAGGGCAAGAUGUGCCUCCCCUCCUCUUCUGCCAGGUCCUGUGAAGGGAAGGGACAAGGAAAAACCCUGGGCUAGGAGGCCGAGUUCCCAAGUUCUAAUCCUGGGCCUGUCCCUGGGCCCCAUUUUCCUGACUGAAGUAGGGAGAGAAUGCCUCAGGACCCAGGGUCUCCCCAGUUCCUUGCAGGUUCUGGAUGGGGUCCUGUUGGGGGACAGCUUUGACUCUGCCGCCCCUCCUAUUAGUAGCUUUAUCUGGCCCACUCUUGCUGCUUUCUGCCUUCAAAGGCCCCGGGGGGCUGUCCACCUGCAGACCGGGCUGAAUGCAUGUGCCUGCCUCCACCUGCUGUUUUUAAUAAAACAGAAAAGCUGACUUGACUUGGGCAGGGCCAUGGCACAGCUUUGCCUGCCCUGCCUCCCACGGUCUCCAGAGCUUCUGGGAGAGGGGGAGCAGUGUGGGGCUGGCGAGGGCUGCUAGCCUCAGUGGUUUCCAUUGCCCUGAGGUAGAGGUCCUGGGGCCCCGGGCAGCUCAGGGGACUGCAGCCCACCCCCGUGUCUCCACUCCCACCCAGGCACCUGGUUAUUUAUGUGGGGCCGUGCAGGCGUGGACCCACUUCCCACCCCAUUUCUCUUAUUUAUUAAAACUUACUGUUGUCCUGCCCUUGCAUCUGCAUCCCCUCCACUUGUUGAAUAAUAAAAGACG